CCCUCUCCUCUCCCCUUUUCUCCCCCAUUUCACUCCCUCAUCUUCCAAUCCAAUCCCUCACUCUCACUCCCAACCACAACACUAGUGACUCCAACCAAACACAAACUAAGAGUACUCUGUUUUUCUCUUCAACACUGUUCUUUUCUCUUUUCAUCUUGUCUUCAAAUGGCGGAAAAUUUAGCCAGCAUUGAACCAUGGAUGUACCGACCCUCCUCCGUCGCGGACUCAUGGCUCGCCGAUUACAUAGCACGUGACGCCGAAACUCUCACUAAGGCGCUUCAGAAAUCACUCUCCAACGACGUUGACGCGGCGAUUUCUCCUCUUUUCAACCUUGUCAGGACCGACGCCGCUGUUUCCCCUGCUCUCCCGGCGACUCCGACCGUCUCCAGCCUCUCCGGCUCCGACCAGGACUCCCAGCAGCCGAAGCGCAACCGCGUCUCCGGCGGGAGAGUCUCCAAGCGGAAGUCACGCGCGUCGAAGCGGUCGCAGACGACUUUCAUCACGGCGGACCCGGCGAAUUUCCGGCAGAUGGUGCAGCAGAUCACCGGCGCGAGGUUUACCGGCUCGUUGCCGGCGCCAAUGGCGCCGGUGGUUCGACCGGAGCCACUGAGGGCGGCGGGCGGUGCCGGAGGGAGGAUAACGGUGGGAGCGGGGUGUCUGCUGCCGACGCUGGACACCUCGGCGUUCUUACUGGACCAUCAUCACCAGAACAACGCGGCGGUGGGUCCCGACUCGGCCGGUGAUGGGCCUGGGCUUUCCGGGCCCGGCCCAGUUUCUUUUGGGCAGCUCAUGGAUGAUGCUGCUUCGUUUGAUUUUGAAAGUUUCUCAAGCUUUCCCACUCUGGAGUCGUGGAAAGUCAUGUGAUGAGAUGAUGAGAAAUUGAGAUCGAUUAUGAGAAAUUGAGAUUCUCUGCCCCCAAAUUUUUCUUUUUGGCUUUUCCCCUUUUUGCCCCUCUCGUGGGUUCAGCACUGGGGUCCAUGUGAUUGGGGGGUAGCUUAGCUAGCUAGGAUCUGAUUGUAAAUUUGGGAAGGGAAUGGACAUGGAUGUAGCUGUUGCUUUUUCUUUUUUCCUUUAUUUCUCUGUUUAUUACUACUACAUAGUUCCUUUUAUUAGGGGGUGUAAUGGAGAAAGGGUUUACUAGCUUUGUUCAGUUCAAUUAACCUAAUCAAUGCAAUAUUCCUAAGAUUUUGUAUCAACAA
Molecule: messenger RNA, 1199 nt
Organism: Lotus japonicus
Lineage: Eukaryota; Viridiplantae; Streptophyta; Magnoliopsida; Fabales; Fabaceae
Product: calmodulin-binding protein 25
Exons: 1
Biological process (GO): response to osmotic stress
Cellular component (GO): nucleus
Molecular function (GO): calmodulin binding
Source: RefSeq, a predicted model, not a curated record